Molecule: messenger RNA, 2067 nt
Organism: Orycteropus afer afer
Lineage: Eukaryota; Metazoa; Chordata; Mammalia; Tubulidentata; Orycteropodidae
Gene: SEMA7A
Product: semaphorin 7A (John Milton Hagen blood group)
Biological process (GO): axon guidance; positive regulation of ERK1 and ERK2 cascade; negative regulation of axon extension involved in axon guidance
Cellular component (GO): external side of plasma membrane
Molecular function (GO): chemorepellent activity; semaphorin receptor binding; integrin binding
Source: RefSeq, a predicted model, not a curated record
UGCUGCUCUCCGCUGUCGCUCGGGGGCUACGGGAUGACACCGCCCCCGCCCGGACGCGCCGCCCUCGGCGCCCCGCGCGCCCGCGUCCUUGGCCCACUGACUCGGUCGGGGCUCCUGCUGCGGCUGCUGCUGCUGCUCUGGGCUGCCGCCGCCGCCGCCCAAGGCCACUGGAGGAGCGGACCCCGCAUCUCCGCCGUCUGGAAAGGCCACGGAGGACAGGACCGAGUGGACUUUGGCCAGAUCGAACCACACACAGUGCUUUUCCACGAGCCAGGCAGCACUUCUGUGUGGGUAGGUGGACGUGGCAAGGUGUAUUUCUUCGACUUCCCUGAGGGCAAGAAUGCUUCCCGGCGCUCGGUGACCAUUGGCUCCACGAAGGGGUCCUGUCAGGACAGGCGGGACUGUGAGAACUACAUCACCCUCUUGGAGAGGCAGGGUGAAGGACUGUUGAUCUGCGGUACCAACGCCCGGCGCCCCAGCUGCUGGAAACUGAUGAAUGGCACCGUGGAGCCCCUUGGUGAGAAGAGGGGCUAUGCACCCUUCAGCCCGGAUGAGAACUCCUUGGUUCUGUUUGAUGGGAAGGAGGUGUACUCCACCAUCCGGAAGCAAGAAUACAAUGGGAAGAUCCCCCGGUUCCGUCGCAUCGAGGGUGAGAGUGAGCUGUACACGAGUGACACUGUUAUGCAGAACCCACAGUUCAUCAAGGCCACCAUUGUGCACCAAGAUCAGGCCUAUAAUGACAAGAUCUACUACUUCUUCCGGGAGGACAAUCCUGACAAGAACCCCGAGGCCCCGCUCAAUGUGUCCCGUGUAGCCCAGCUAUGCAAGGGGGACCAGGGUGGUGAGAGUUCCCUUUCAGUCUCCAAGUGGAACACCUUCUUGAAAGCCAUGCUGGUGUGCAGUGACACCGCCAGCAACAAGAACUUCAACAGGCUGCAGGACGUCUUCCUGCUCCCUGACCCCAGCGGCCAGUGGAGGGACACCAGGGUCUAUGGCGUGUUCUCCAACCCUUGGAACUACUCUGCUGUCUGUGUGUAUUCCCUCAGUGACAUUGACAAAGUCUUCCGUACCUCCUCACUUAAGGACUACCACACGGCCCUUCCCAACCCUCGGCCCGGCAAGUGUCUCCCAGACCACCAGCCAGUUCCCACGGAGACCUUCCAGGUGGCUGACAGUCAUCCCGAGGUGGCACAGCGAGUGGAGCCCAUGGGGCCUCUGAAGACGCCACUGUUCCACUCCAAAUACCACUAUCAGAAGGUGGUCGUCCAUCGCAUGCAAGCCAGAAAUGGGGAGACCUUCCACGUGCUGUACCUAACCACAGACAGGGGCACCAUCCACAAGGUGCUGGAGUCGGUGGGGCAGGAACACAGUCUUGUCUUCAACAUCAUGGAAAUCCAGCCCUUCCGCCACGCAGCUGCCAUCCAGGCCAUGACACUGGACACUGACCGGCGGAAGCUAUAUGUGAACUCCCAGUGGGAGGUCAGCCAGGUGCCUCUGGACCUGUGUGAAGUCUAUGGCGGGGGCUGCCAUGGCUGCCUCAUGGCCCGAGACCCCUUCUGUGGCUGGAACCAGGGCCGCUGCGUCUCCAUCUACAGCACCCAAGAGUCUGUGCUGCAGUCCAUUAAUCCAGAUGAACCACAUAAACAAUGUCCCAACCCAAAGCCAGAUGAGCCUCCAGUACAGAAAGUUUCCCUGGCCCGGAACUCACGCUACUAUCUGAGCUGCCCCAUGGAGUCUCGCCAUGCCACCUACUCAUGGCGCCACAAUAAGACGGUGGAGCAGAGGUGUGAGCCCGGCCACCAGAGCCCCAACUGCAUCCUGUUCAUUGAGAACUUCACGUCCCGGCAUCACGGCCACUACCACUGCGAAGCCCAGGAGGGCUCCUACUUCCGUGAGGCCCAGCACUGGGAGCUGCUGCCUGAGGACGGUGCCACAGCUGAGCACCUUCUGGGCCAUGCCCGAGCCCUGGCUGCCUCCCUCUGGCUGGGUGUCCUGCCCACUCUCGUCCUUGGCUUGCUGGUCCACUAGGGCCUCCUGAGCCAGGCUUGCUGCAGGCUUCCUCAGCCC